AAUCUUUUUUCUUCCAGGGUUGAGGACCUUCAGUUUUGACUUUGGGAGGCCACCUUCGUUGGUCUCAGGUAUUUUUGUUUACAGUUAAACCCAAAAUCCCCUUUCUAAUGGAGCUUUCUGCAUCUCCCCGCCUCCUAAAUUCUCCCACUUUGCUGAUGCUUCUGAGACCCAAGGUCGGGAUUAGGGUUCCUCAAAUUCCUUCCUCGCCAUUCCAUCUUCAUCGCUCUGUUUUAUCUGUCAAACUCAGUGACAGAAUGGAAUUUAAAAGGACAGUGAAUUGUGCUUCUUCAUCUCAAGGAAACGGGUCACCGGUAGUCACUUCUUCAAAUGCUUCAGGACCUCGAGUUGGCGAAGUGAAAAGGGUCACUAAAGAAACGAAUGUAUCGGUCAAGAUAAACUUGGAUGGCUCUGGGAUUGCGGAUAGUAGUACUGGGAUACCAUUUCUUGAUCAUAUGUUAGAUCAACUUUCUUCACACGGGCUUUUUGACGUGCACGUAAGGGCUACGGGAGACAUCCACAUUGAUGAUCAUCACACCAACGAAGAUGUUGCCCUUGCAAUUGGAUCGGCUUUGCUGAAUGCACUUGGUGAUCGGAAAGGAAUUUACCGGUUUGGAGACUUCUCAGCUCCUCUUGAUGAAGCACUUAUACAUGUCUCCCUAGAUUUAUCUGGACGACCUCAUUUGAGUUAUGACCUAGAGAUACCUACUGAGAGAGUUGGAACAUAUGACACUCAGUUGGUGGAGCAUUUUUUCCAGUCUCUGGUGAAUACUUCCGGUAUGACUCUUCACAUUCGACAGCUUUCUGGAAAGAAUUCUCAUCAUAUUAUUGAAGCAACAUUCAAAGCAUUUGCCAGGGCCCUCAGACAAGCAACGGAGUGUGAUCCACGUCGACUUGGCACUGUGCCCAGUUCAAAAGGUGUGUUAUCACGUAGUUGAUUGUCGACAUCAUCAUGGAAAGACUAAUUUGUGCAUACAGUAAGGUAUAUUUGAUCGGAGCUCCACUUUAUAAGCGAAUGAUUAACGCUUGCUUCGGUCCUGUUUGGAGAUGGAUGUUUGAGCAGAAAGGUGAUGGCUGAAGGAUUCUUGUAUGGUUGAUGAUAGAACAAUAUUGUAUAUGAAAAUAGCUUAUGCUUCAGCUUGACUCAUUUUUCGUCAUAUGUCUCUGUUGUAAUGAUAUUUAUACAUUUGAUACCCAGUGCCGUCUCGCACUUUUUUUUUUUGGGCCUCGUGCUUAAAUUCUAAAGGAUUAUUGUGCUUUAGUGUGCCUUGAGCAAAACACUGCUUCUGUUGAAUAAUACUGACCAACAAAGGCUCAAAUUCAGUGGCUGAGGAUUGAUUUAUU
Molecule: messenger RNA, 1341 nt
Organism: Momordica charantia (bitter melon)
Lineage: Eukaryota; Viridiplantae; Streptophyta; Magnoliopsida; Cucurbitales; Cucurbitaceae
Product: imidazoleglycerol-phosphate dehydratase 1, chloroplastic
Biological process (GO): L-histidine biosynthetic process
Molecular function (GO): imidazoleglycerol-phosphate dehydratase activity
Source: RefSeq, a predicted model, not a curated record